Messenger RNA from Lutzomyia longipalpis, 3192 nucleotides. RefSeq names its product protein enabled (gene ena). Bases 949 to 3000 code for a protein of 683 amino acids. Lineage: Eukaryota; Metazoa; Arthropoda; Insecta; Diptera; Psychodidae. Gene Ontology annotation, molecular function: SH3 domain binding. The transcript has 8 exons. The record is from RefSeq and is a predicted model, not a curated record.
AACAGUCUGUGGUGAUUGCCGGUGCCUGAAGCAUUAAAAUGUGCUGGAAAUGUCCGUGAAUAUAUUCUCUUUUUCAUCUAAAUAUUACUUGACGUUUUUUUUCUUGUUCCUCCUUUAAAUGUGUCUUUUUGAGCUGAAAAAUAAAUGGUCAAUAGUGAGAUAUAUUUGUGCAACACACCUGAAGAUUUUCUUGGACUUUCCAUCGUCUUCAUUAAAAUAUUUGUGCAGUUUUGAGUGAAAUUUUUGGAGGAAAUGUCUGUGAUCUAUGAGUGAGAAAGUUGUUCUGUUUAUUCUCUCUGCCAGACAUCAAAAGUUGUGGGAAUAAUAUUAAAUUUCACUGCUUGUGUUAAAUAAAAAUGAAUCACACUGUGUGUUAACGAGAAAGACGUGGAAGUGCUAAAUAUCUCACAUUAGUAAUUCAAGACAAAAAAAAAUUAUAUAAAAUUGAUAAAAUAUUAUACAAAAUUCACUGUAUUGUGUAAUUUUUAUUAGUUGAAAAUUACUUCAACUUGAAUUUCUCUAUUAGCUAUUGUACACAUCAUAAUACAAAUGAAUUAUAAAACUUUUGUGGUUUGUAGUGAGCUUUAGACUUCGAAACGAAUCACUUUAAAAUAAAAAAAAAUCAAUCAAAAGCCCAAAGAAUGUGUCUUAGGCAAGAAGAAAUUGCUUAAUUUGAUAUCAAGGAGAAGAAAUGCAAGAGAAAAGAAGACAAAGAUGAUGAUGGUGGAGAGAGAAAGGGAGGAAAGAAUAUAGUUUAUAUAGGAAUGAUAUUAAACGGAAACUGUGCGUGAAAAUUGAUAUGGAAAAAUACAAUUUACAGACUCUCAUUUAGAUUUUUUUAUGACUAUUUUCCUCUUGCAAAUGCUUGUGUGCUAUUUGGUGUGUAAUAUAGUUUAGUUGUUGCUCUCCAAAGAGUAUGGAAAAAUAAAUAAAUAAAUACAAAGACGUAUGAGUGUUGGUGCAAUAAAAAAAGUUGAUGCUUUUUUUUGGGGGGAGAAAAUAAGUGAAGAAGAAGAAAGAAAAAAAAAGAUGUCAGUGCCACGAACUUCUUAUAGUGGACGUCUCAUGUCCGAACAUUAUUACUUCACAAUUCCAGAACUGGAACAGAUGGAUGAUUUGGCCAGUGAAGUGAAGAUGAUGAACAAGGCGAUGUCACAUGAAGCGGAAGCAACAGACAUGACAACAUUUGAUGAUCACGCGGAAGAGAAGCGUCGAUGGCAAGAAUAUUGGAGUUGUGAACAAAGUAUUAUUGGGGCUAGAGCUUCGGUGAUGGUGUAUGAUGAUAUGAAUAAAAAAUGGAUACCAUCGGGAAGUUCAUCGGGACUGAGCAAGGUGCAGAUUUAUCAUCAUCAACAGAACAACACAUUCCGUGUUGUUGGGCGUAAAUUGCAGGAUCACGAAGUUGUGAUCAAUUGCUCCAUACUAAAGGGGCUAAAAUACAAUCAAGCCACAACGACAUUUCAUCAGUGGCGUGAUUCCAAAUUUGUCUAUGGUCUCAAUUUUUCCAGUCAACAAGAUGCUGAGGCAUUCGCGAGGGCUAUGAUGCAUGCUCUUGAGGUGCUGAGUGGUCGCGUGAUUCCCACGACGGCACCACCCCAGCAGGGGGUUAAUAGUAAUACAGCAUAUGAGGAGGAUAUGGGCUACAGGACAAUGACACGCGAAGACGCUGCUAUAAUUCAGCAACAACAGCAAAUUGUGGGCCAACAAGGAGUUGCGCCCUCACCGCAGACACCAACAACACAAAUUCCACAGAGUCCACCGACACCUCAGGGACAUCACCGCACCAGCAGGUUAGACUCAUGUGCCCCACCGGCUCCACAACCACCCCCAAUGGCUCUGGCGCCACAGGGCUACAGUCAAGGUGUUGUGCAUCAGCCGCAGCAGGUGGCACAGGUGAAUCAGCAAAUGGUAACUGCCCAGGGGUAUCAGUCACAUGCGGCAUAUGCACAACAACAAAAUUCCUACGGAGCCUCAUCGAGUGUGGCGCAGCAGUUUAACCAGCAACCCAUCUAUGUGUCAUCGACGCCACAGCAGAUGCAUCACAUGCAGCAGCAGCACAACCAAAAUGGACCAAUUUACGUGUCAUCGCAGGGUGUCCCCGUGGCACCGGGUCUGCCAACGUCCGCAAGCACAACGAAUGUGUAUGGGCAGCAGCAGCAGCAACAGCAGCAAAUUCCAGGCGGUGGGUAUGGUCAGAGCAAUGGGCAGACUGUUGUGCAACCAAUUGGGGGAGGACAAGUGCCAAUACCACCUCAGAUGCCACCGCAAGCACCACCAAUGCCACCAGCAUUCGGCGGAGGUGGUGGCGGUGGGGGAAUCCCUCAGCCACCGGCAGCACCACCAGCUCCGGGUCCACCGCCACCACCUCCACCACCUGCCCAUGGCAGUGGAUCCGCAAAGAGUGACGGUAGUGGUCCACCAGGGGGUGGCAUGGAUAUGAGUACUCUGGCGGCACAGCUGCAAAAUGCCCGAUUGCGACGGAACCAGAAGACAACCCCACCACCAGCUGAGAAUAGUGGUAGUAGUACCAGUAGUGGGAGUAGUGGGAAUUACGGCACAAUUGGACGCACUACAACGGGUAUGGCGUCCAUGAUGGAUGAGAUGGCCAAGACGCUGGCACGGAGACGAGCACAGGCCGAAAGGAAAGAGCCGGACUCUGAUGACCUGAACUCGUCACGACGACCGUGGGAGAAGUCAAAUACGUUGCCACAUAAAUUAGGGAAUGCCGCUGGGGGUGGUAAUUCGUCAUCACCAAAUGCAAGUGGAGGGAGUGGCGUUGGAGCUGGUGGCCCAGAAUCCCCACGACCACAACGAAAGCGAUUCGGUAGCGCUUCUGAAGAGACAAUCCUAAAGCAAGUAAAUGGCGAUGGGCUCUCACUUCCUCUCACAGCAGAGCUGGAUAAUAUUAAGGCUGAAAUUCUUCGCGAAAUGAGAAUUGAAAUAAAUAAGGCGAAACAAGAGAUUAUAGAAGUAAUUAAAUCGGAAUUCAACCGAAGGUAAAAGAAAAAAUAUUUCAAAGAGGAUGAUGGAACUGGCGCUGAAUUCUACUAAAAAAAAAACAACAGAAACAUUGAUAUAAGUACGCGCGGAAAUUUUUAAGGUAAAUGUCACAAACAAUUUAUACUAGCUCUUCUCCAUUCUAUCGCUGUAUUUAAAACAAGAAAAAAAAGUAAGUGAAUGUAUUAAAAAAUA